Helianthus annuus (common sunflower) is the source of this 1740-nucleotide messenger RNA. RefSeq names its product SNF1-related protein kinase regulatory subunit gamma-1-like. NCBI's taxonomy places the organism in Eukaryota, Viridiplantae, Streptophyta, Magnoliopsida, Asterales, Asteraceae. The record is from RefSeq and is a predicted model, not a curated record. The coding region runs from base 225 to 1586 and encodes 453 amino acids. The transcript is spliced from 6 exons.
CUUCCCCGCCACUUCAUACAACAUUUACACGUGGCAAAUGAACAAAACCACCAACAAAUCUACAACAUCAUUUCUUCCUUCAACUACCUUUGUUUCUUUCACAUCAUCAUCCUCUUCUUCGUCGCAUGUUUCAGAUCCUCCAUAUCAUCCCACACAGAACACGAGUUGUUGGUACUAUGUGUGGUUGUGGUAGAUAAUACAUAGGAUAUAUUAUAAGAGGAAUAAUGUCGGAUGCGAAAGCGAAAGGGAAAGGGGGCGAAAAAUCAGAUGUUUCGGAUUAUGAUGCCUACUUUGAGUUGGUUCAAAGCAGGAAGAAGCUGUCACCUUCAUUACAGGAGAAAUUAACUGCUGCUUUCUCCAGAAUUCCGGUUUCCUCUUUUCCUCAAGUGCCCAGAGGCAAAGUGAUUGAAAUUCAAGCAGACACCACAAUUUCCGAUGCUGUCAAGAUUCUUUCAGAAUCCAACAUAUUAUCCGCACCAGUAAAACAUCCGGAUGCCGUAGACAGUACAGACUGGAAAGAAAGAUACCUCGGAAUCCUAGAUUACUCCACCAUAGUUUUGUGGGUAUUGGAAACCGCAGAUUUGGCAGCUGCCGCAUUAACUGCCACAUCAGCAACCGCUGCAGGGAUAGGUGCCGGAGCUGCAACCACUCUUGGAGCUGUUGCAUUAGGUGCCACAGGUCCGGUUGCUGCCGCCGGACUAACCGUUGCUGCUGUCGGUGCAGCCGUCGCUGGUGGUGUUGCCGCUGACAAAGGAAUGGGAAAAGACGCGCCUACCGCAGCUGAUGAAUUGGGGGAGGAUUUUUACAAAAUUAUCCUUCACGAAGAGCCAUUCAAGUCUACUCAGGUGAAAUCCAUUGUGAAAAGUUACCGUUGGGCCCCGUAUAUUCCAGUCUCGACCGAUAGUUCUAUGCUGAGUGUUCUCUUGCUGCUUUCAAAAUAUCGGUUGAGGAAUGUGCCCGUUAUAGAACCUGGUAAUCCAAUGAUCAAAAACUUCAUAACGCAGUCUGCCGUUGUUCAGGGUCUUGAACAAUGCAAAGGACGAGACUGGUUUGAUACCAUUUCUGUGCAUCCGAUAACUGAGUUGGGCCUUCCGUUCGUUUCGAAAGAUAAGGUUGUUAGCAGCCAAAGCGAUGAACUAAUUCUUGAAGCUUUCAAGAAAAUGAAAGACAACCAGAUUGGCGGUCUCCCGGUUGUCGAAGGCCCGACAAAGAAAAUUGUCGGUAACCUGAGCAUAAAAGAUAUCAGAUUUUUGUUACUCAAGCAGAAGCUUUUCACCAACUUCAGGAAGCUGACGGUAAAAGAUUUCAUGAACACCAUUGCCGCAACAUCAGAGGAGAACAAGAAAAUUACGUCACCGAUAACAUGCAAGCUCGGGUCAACUCUCGGGGAGGUUAUAAGCACUUUGGCUUCAAAAUGUGUUCAUAGGAUAUAUGUUGUGGGUGACGGUAAUGACGUCAUCGGCAUCAUUACACUGAGAGACGUGAUUUCUUGCUUCAUAACCGAACCUCCAAAUUACAUAAUGGAGGUGCAUGGAACUACAGUCAAAGAACUUCUAAGCAACGAGAAGAGUAGGAACUCAGGUUAAUUAGGUGGGAAUGUAACCAACACUCCCAACGUUGUUCAUCGUGACUCAUUUACUUAAUCAAAACCAGGUUUUUGCCUUCCUUUAAAUCAUAUGUUUCAUAGGACAUGUAUUAGAAAAAAUAUAUAAAUAAUGUAUAAAUGUUUUUAUUAUUUUU